AUGACGACUCCAAGAAAACUCAAUAUGUUGGAAAGGCUCGCCAAUAUGGCUGGGCAUAUAUAUCGACACCAGGCGAGACAGUUUCCGCGUCGUUUUACCAUCCUGAAAGAAGUUGCAAAGAAAGAAUUGGCACCACCAACACCGAAAGAAUGGCCUUUAGUGGUUAAUGAAUUCAAACAGUUGAUGAAUGCGAUCAAUACGAAAGCUUAUAAGAAUCUCACAGUUCGAGAAGCGAUGGUUUACUCGGCUGUUUUUAUGGAAGUCAUAUUCUGGUUCUUCGUUGGCGAAAUGAUAGGUCGACGAUACAUCUGUGGUUAUCUGGUACCGGCUACAUACGUCUCAAAGGAGACCAGAAAAUUAGCAUCUCAGAUGGAAAUCGAAGACAAGCACAAUUUUUAG
Messenger RNA from Anisakis simplex (herring worm), 399 nucleotides. The record is from the annotation of a GenBank genome assembly. Lineage: Eukaryota; Metazoa; Nematoda; Chromadorea; Rhabditida; Anisakidae.